Aspergillus heteromorphus CBS 117.55 is the source of this 1379-nucleotide messenger RNA. RefSeq names its product glycoside hydrolase family 128 protein. The record is from RefSeq and is a predicted model, not a curated record. NCBI's taxonomy places the organism in Eukaryota, Fungi, Ascomycota, Eurotiomycetes, Eurotiales, Aspergillaceae. The transcript has a single exon. Gene Ontology annotation, biological process: fungal-type cell wall polysaccharide metabolic process. Bases 277 to 1146 code for a protein of 289 amino acids. Gene Ontology annotation, cellular component: fungal-type cell wall.
CCUCGUUCACCCUUUUCCCUUUCCCUCUCCCUCUCCAUCUCCCUCCUUUGACCAUACCCCCCCUACCUGUGCCGUGCACGGUCUAGUCAUUCCUUCGAAUCCCAUACAUACAUACAUACAUACAUACAUACAUAUUUGCCAGACUAUUUCCAGUCUUGCAUAUCCACUCAUUCAUUGGUCGAGGGAACCGAGAGAACAGGACUUCUCUCAUAUAUACUACCACCAACCCACCACUCCACCAGACAAACCGACCCCAAACCUUCCUCACCCAUCAAAAUGGUCUCGAUCAAGUCCCUCCUCACGGCGAGCGCCCUCGCCAGCGCGGUCCUCGCCAUCCCUCACAACGCCAACCCCCACACCCACAACCACCGCUCCUCGCGCAUCCCCUCCAAGCGCACCAGCAGCAGCAGCAGCAGCAGCAGUGGUGGCAAACGCGGCGCGGCGUACAACACAGCCACCAGCGUGAAGACCCUCUCCUCGGGCUCCUCCGGCAACGGCACCAUCAGCUGGGCCUACGACUGGAACAUGUACGACGACGGGACCCUCCCGUCGGGCAUCGAAUACAUCCCGAUGCUCUGGGGCAGCAAGAUGUUCGGCACAUGGUUCACGGCCAUCGAAGCCGCUCUGUCCAGCGGAAGCAACUACAUCCUGGGCUUCAACGAGCCCGACGCCUCCUCGCAGGCGGACAUGUCUCCCUCCACCGCCGCCUCCGCCUACAAGAACUACAUCACGCCCUACUCCGGCAAAGCCAAGCUCGUCACCCCGGCCGUCACCUCCUCGACCACCUCCGGCGAAGGCCUCAGCUGGAUGAAGUCCUUCCUGUCCGAAUGCUCCAGCUGCGAUCUCUCCGUCCUGGCCGUCCACUGGUAUGGCGACUCGGCGUCUGAGUUCAAGGAGUUUGUCACAGAGGCUAUCCAGGUCGCCUCCGAUUACGACCUCGAGGAGACGUGGAUCACUGAGUUCGCCCUCACCAGUGAUAUGUCCGCCGGUGGGGAUACCUCUGCCGGCGCGAAGUUUCUGGAUGAGGUUAUCCCCUGGUUGGAUGCCGAGAGUGGCGUCGGGAGGUACGCUUAUUUCAUGUGUGCUGAUGGGUAUUUGCUCGAUGGUGAGAGUUUGAGUGAUAGUGGGAAGGUUUAUGUUGCUUGAUUAUUUUUUUUUUAUAACUCAAAAUUUCUUGAUUGGUUGGUUGGUUGGUCGAUGACUGAUUGACUGACUGACUGACUGACCUUCUUGGUUAACUUUCUUGGGGAAGCUUUUGUAUUGAUGUGAGGUUGGUGGGUGGCUUGGUGAUGUUUGGAGAUUGUUACCUUAUUGUUGAUACCUUUUUUGCUCUCUCUUUCUUGUUUUUUUUUUUUUCUUUUUUUUUCCCCCUUCUACGC